Melanaphis sacchari is the source of this 1157-nucleotide messenger RNA. RefSeq lists its product as uncharacterized. The coding region runs from base 124 to 897 and encodes 257 amino acids. The record is from RefSeq and is a predicted model, not a curated record. Lineage: Eukaryota; Metazoa; Arthropoda; Insecta; Hemiptera; Aphididae. The transcript is spliced from 4 exons.
CGAUCAGUCGCAGUAAAAAACGAACCGUCAACGUGUUCGCUAUAUAGUGUUGUUUGUUAUACAUACUGAGCAUGUGAUGUUUUCAUACACUAACGGUUAUUAUUAAAACAAAAUUUAUUUUAUAUGUUCAAAAUGAUUUGUCGGAAUCUAUUUUCUUUUAUUGUGUGUUCUGUUAUAAUAAGUUCAUCGCUGUCGGCUUCCAGGAUAAUUAAAGAAUCGUAUAACAAUGCACGUCUGAAGAGAGUAAGCCCAGAAAAUACUGCUGUGUACGGUUUCCGUGCGCAGGACCGGAGGGACUCGUCCGCGGACAGCCAACAGUUCUUGCCGGCGUUCGGGCCGCUGUUCAGCCAACUCGGCCACCACGCCCGGCCGCCCAGACUGUACCAGGAGGCUGACUAUCUGCCCGAGCUGACGCCGUACCUUCAGACGGCCGCGGCGUCCAACCACGAGAGCGCCAUGCUAGGUUCCGGCAACUUUGGCGUCAUACCGGGCGGCACGUAUUACGCGGCCGGCGAGACAGCUUCCGCUUCCGAUCCGUACUUGUACGACGGCAACAGCCACGGACGACCGCACCGGUACGUUCAGAGGCACCGAAUAAAUGCCAAUAGAUUUUCUGGAAAUCCUAGACCAUCAGCAUUCCGUGAUCCAGAAGACUUUUUUGCUGGGUUCCGAGACUUCGCAGAUAUCACAGCUCCUACCAAAUCAUCGUUUUCACAAUACCAUAUGGUAUAUGCCCCAAUGGAAGAUUUACCGUCCAGCGAAGAAAAGGUUAAGUCGAAAAAAAAGAGGAAAUUGAACAAACAUUUAGAGAACGAAAAUGAUAAAACAAUUAAAGCUAAAAGGAAAAUGCAUGCGGGUGAAAAAGAAUUAUACGAACCUAUGAUUGCACUAAGUUAGACAGUAUUAUACAAGAAUGAGUUGUUAAGAUGUUAUUAUUGUUAUUAUUAUUUCGAAGUACAAAAUAUGGGGAUUUCUUUUAUUGACUAUACAGUGAUAUAAAAAUAAGAGCUCCGACUGGCAAAGUUCUUUGAACUCGAUAUUUUCAUCACAUCGUUUUGUCAUUUAAAAUGUUUUAUUUAACAAAUAGAUCUAUAAAAAAAAACAUUGCUUCCCAAUGUACUAAUGUACUAUACUAUUACUAUAUUAUGUUUAAUAUU